This is a messenger RNA of Trypanosoma theileri, 555 nucleotides long. RefSeq lists its product as uncharacterized. Lineage: Eukaryota; Euglenozoa; Kinetoplastea; Trypanosomatida; Trypanosomatidae. The annotation marks the transcript as partial. The transcript has a single exon. The record is from RefSeq and is a predicted model, not a curated record.
AUGUCCAUGUUGUCGUGCCGUGUGUUGUGUCUGUUGGCCAUUGUGCUCUGCUGUGUGGGUGUGGCUCAUGCUGGUGCUUCAGGUCAAGAGGGACGUGUUGAGGAAGCACGAGAGAAGGCGAAGGAGGUUUUAAAGCAGAAGGAGAAGUGCGACAAAGUCACCAAGGCUGCUCUAAAGGCCGCGGAUGAAGCUCAAGUAUUUGUUGAUACCACUCUAAAGAAACUUGAAACAAUUGCUGCUGACCCAGAAGAGGUGAAGAGAACGAAGAUUAAAGGUGAUGAACUCGUUGAAAAUGCAAUGAAGGCUGCAGAGAAAGCAAAUGAAGUGGCCGAACAAACGAUAAAGAGUAUGGCUGCACCUAGAGACCUAGUCAACAUUCUUCGUGGACAAGAUGAUUAUGAUCUGUCGACAUCUGUUGAAAAACUAAUUAAAGAUGCAGAAAAAGCGGCAGAUGAUGCUAUCAUCCAUGCCGACAAAGCGAGCAUGUGUAUUGGUAAGGUGGUGAGUGUCCUGCAGAAACUCGAUGCCGCAGUUGUUGCUGCUGCCAAAGAGAAG